UGUGGUUCAGCACGUGGACAGUAUGCACGUGAUAAUAUAUGUAUGUAUGUUGUAUUGAAAAAUAGCUCGGAGCAAACUGUGCGUGUUGAUUUUUGUAGAAAAAUGGAUUUAAAACCAAGUGAUGGAUAUUUCGACUUGUGUAUAAACGUAACAAGUGAAAAUAUUGAUUGUUUAGAUGAUAUUCUGUCGAGGUUAUAUCAAAUGGGUUAUAGGACAGUGGCAUUAAAUCAAACUGUACAUGAAGACAGUUUUCUCGGUAAAUGUAAGAAGAAAAAGAUGCAAGGUGAUGAGAUGAUAAAACCUAUAUGGAAUGUGGUCCCAAAUCCAAUUGACGUGAGCAAAUUACAUGAAAAAUUCAACGGAACACUGUGUAUACUUAAUAGGAUAACUUUUAUAUGUUCAGACACUAAAAGAACCCAUACAAUGUCACAGUGUCCAAACUUGAGGAAAUAUCAUUUAUAUGUUAUUGUACCAACUAAACAAGAUAUGUUAGAAUAUGCGUGUUCUCAAUUAAAUGCAGAUAUUAUUUCAAUAAGACCCCAAAUCUCUAGCAUAAAACUGAAUCGAAAGUUAUAUCACUUUGCAACAAGAAGAGGUUUAUGUUUUGAAAUACAGUACGCAGACAUUUUGAAUCCAGGAACAUGUGUAGAAUCUAUUCAUUACUCUCAUCUAUUGCAUAUGUAUCGCAAGAGCGAGAAUGUGAUAAUAUCUAGUGGUGCUACCAAGAGCCAUUUAAUCAGGAGUCCCUACGACAUCAUAAAUCUUGGAUUUAUACUAGGUUUGAGUGAAAGUAAAUCAAAAGCCGCUAUAUUAGAUCAAUGUCAGCUUCUUCUUCUAAGAGCAAGAAGGCGAGUGCUUAACAAGGCGGUAUUUGUUGUGGAAUUUACAAAAGAUAAAACAAUGGAGGAAGACGAUUCAGAUUAGUAGCGAAAAAUAAAUUUAUGAAUUUAUAAUAUGAUAAAAUAUACAUUG
Messenger RNA from Pseudomyrmex gracilis, 972 nucleotides. It is a transcript of the gene Rpp30, whose product is annotated as ribonuclease P protein subunit p30. Gene Ontology annotation, cellular component: nucleolar ribonuclease P complex. The record is from RefSeq and is a predicted model, not a curated record. Gene Ontology annotation, biological process: tRNA processing. Gene Ontology annotation, molecular function: RNA binding. NCBI's taxonomy places the organism in Eukaryota, Metazoa, Arthropoda, Insecta, Hymenoptera, Formicidae. The coding region runs from base 43 to 924 and encodes 293 amino acids. The transcript has 7 exons.